AUGGACAUUGACGUAACAAAAUACCAUUCAAAGAUUGACUUAACUGAGAAUGACAAUAAUGAAUUUAACGAAAAUCUUGGAAAUGGCGAUAAUUCAAUUUCUCGAAGACACGUUUUAACGCCGCAGGAAAUUACCAAAACUUUUCGAAUAAUGGCUUUUCGAAAAUGUGAAAGGCAAGCCAGAGGAAGAUAUCAAAAUGUUAGUACAUGGAAACGAUGGCCUGAAUUUGGAACUUUAGUUGCUCUCUUUCUGCUUAUGAUGUAUGUUUAUUACAAGAUAACUGAAGUUGUUCGAUGGUGUUUUUACUGGUUAGCAAUCGCUACCAUAAUUCUUUUGAUUAUAAAUCAAGGAUCAAUUGUUAACGAAAAUAAAUCAGGUUUUGCUUCAACGUAUGAGACUCGUUUGGUUUUAAUUGUUCUUGGAAUGUUUGAAGCAUUGACAUUAAUAAUAUGGGUGUUAAUACGUUAUGGUUAUCCAAAGAUAGUAAGAGACGCUUAUUGGCUCGAUACUAUUUGGUGGUGGCGUAUUAAACAAGAUGAUGAUAGAGGAAUUGAAGGUGAUACUGUAGGAUGUUUUCGAUAUUUCGGUUGGGAAAGUUAUAGUCUUUGUUUUAGGCAUGGUAUUGUCAAGUAUGUUGGUCAGGUUGAUGAAAAUGGUUUGCCUCAUGGACCUGGUGAAUGGGUUGAUGAUUCAUUCGAUGGUGAAUGUUUAAAAGGUAUUUGGGAACAUGGUGUACCUAUCGGUCCAUUUCAAUCGAGAGGUUCAGGCACUGGCGACGCGUUUUAUUCUGUUCGUGUAGGACUGGUGAAAAAUCGUCACACACCUUGGGACGAAUGGAGACUUUUUCCUAAACAAUAUCAAAGUGGAAUUGAUGCUUGUGUAGCGUCUAUUGAAUGUUCGGUUUCUGGAAAGUAUCUUAAAUAUCUCCCUCGUGCAACUAUAAUUAUACCACCAAAGUGUGAAGAUCCUGAUCAAGAUGAUAAUGAAAGUUAUAUAUCACCCAUUGAAUAUUGUCUUGGAUGUUUAAAAACAUUUGCUUUUGCAACGGGUUCCGAUUUUGCAGUAAAAGAACAUUCUUCUGUCAUAAUAAGACUUUCUGAUAAUGGUUUAGCCAUUACAGGAUAUUAUCCUAUCAAUUCAACUACAUCCAAGGACAAGGUAGUUAUUAGAAGGGUGCCAAUAAAGAAUAGGUUAGAUUCUUCUAAAACAGAUUAUAUUAUUGAAAUUGACGAAUGGCGUCCAUCAGGUAGCAUUUGCUCAGGUUCUAUGAUUGAUUCACCAACUGGUACUCAUAGAAGUUCACAGGAAUGCAUUAUUUUCAUUCAUGGAUUUAAUUGUCCAUCAAUAUUUGCAAUGGAAACAUUAGGUCAAUUUCUUGCUCUUGCCGAUCUACCCAAUUACAUAAAACCAUUUGUAUUUUCUCCUCCUGGUACAAAUUCAUUAUGGUAUUUUGGUUCAAAACAAUUAAGCUGUUCUAAUGAAGCUUUGAAUGAUUAUGCAAAUCUUUCAAAUUAUUGUAAUCAUAUAACUAUUUAUUCAAAUUCUCGUGAUUUUGCUCUCAAAGUUGGAGAAUAUUUAGGUAAUGAUAAAUCAUUAGGAUUACAUACUAGUGACUUAUAUUAUAAUGAUAAAUUAAUGGAUGUGGAUUUAAUUGAUACUACACAAUUGGACGUGAAUAUUCAUAAGAUGAGACAUAAUUUCUUCAAUUUAAAUAGGUUAUUAGUUGAUGAUCUAUCAGAUAUAAUCGUAUUUGGAAAACGUGCAAGAGAAAGAAAAACUAGAUUAAGUCGUAAAUAUGUUGGACGUGAAAGUGUUGUUUAUACCUUUUUAGUUGCACCGAGUUACGUGGUUAAUAAAUAA
Cetraspora pellucida is the source of this 1860-nucleotide messenger RNA. The record is from the annotation of a GenBank genome assembly. NCBI's taxonomy places the organism in Eukaryota, Fungi, Glomeromycota, Glomeromycetes, Diversisporales, Gigasporaceae.